Molecule: messenger RNA, 5502 nt
Organism: Rhineura floridana
Lineage: Eukaryota; Metazoa; Chordata; Lepidosauria; Squamata; Rhineuridae
Product: transcription factor COE3-like
Exons: 17
Coding region: 1097-2893 (598 amino acids)
Biological process (GO): regulation of transcription by RNA polymerase II
Molecular function (GO): RNA polymerase II cis-regulatory region sequence-specific DNA binding; DNA-binding transcription factor activity, RNA polymerase II-specific
Source: RefSeq, a predicted model, not a curated record
CCCGCUCCCGCCCUGCAGCGGUUUCCCUCGGCCCCGCCUUCCUCUUCACCUUCCUCUUGCUUCCCGGGUGCGCUCCGUCGGAAGCCGCCGGGCCGGACUCCCCGAAGGGACGCGCCACAGCGCCCCGCAUGGGAGCCGAGUCCGGCUUGAUGGAAACCAGUACCGCGAGCCCCCCUCCCCAUUUGCCACUCACUGCGCUCCCCCUUCUGGGUCACGGCCUCUGAUCUCCCCUCCCCGCGCCUAACUUUCUCCCGGCCUUGCGGUGCUGCGCAUCCCUCCGCUCGGCUCCUGGGGCGGGCCAUCCCUCCGUCCUCCCCUUCAUGACUCUUCCCGCGGCUUCUCCUCUGCCCCGCUUGCUUGCCCCAUCCCGCCGUCCACUCCUCUCUCCCCGCCGUCGGUCCGUCCAUCCACCCGGUGCCCUGCCCUCCUCCUCCAUCCCUCCCGUCUCCUCUCCACCCUCCAUCCCGCCCAUCCACUCACCUCUUUUCCUUUGGCCUCCCUCGGCGCAUCCAUCCGGUCUCCGGCUGCCCUGACCCCUCUGGCCAUCCCUCCUGCCACUCCUUUCUUCCUCCGGAGCUGGCUCAUCCCUCCUUCCAGUCCUCUUUCCCCACCCCCACUCCCUCCUCCUCCUCCUCUUCUCCCACUGGGGCUUCUCUGGCUCUCCUCCUCCAUCGCUUGUUCUGCAAGACCGUCCCCUCCCAGCUGCUUGGCUGCUGUUCCUCCCCCCCCCCGCCCAACAAGAACCACCCUUCCCAGUCACUUGGAAACAAACAAACCAAGCAGCCCAAAUACUCCUGCUCUGGAGUGUCACCCCAACACCUCGUGGUUCUGUGAGCUGCGGAGGGCCAGGUGGCUGGAAGGGGGAGCCUUUCUCGGAAUCCGCUGCGGAAGCUGGACCUUCGUUUCUUUGCUUUUGGAGGAAUCCUGGGGCUCCCCCUGCCCUUUGAGGGAUUUUUUUGAAGGAUCAAAUCAGGAGAACCCCAAACUUUUUCAGUGGAAGCCCCUGCUUGGGGCUUGGAAUUGUUUUGGAGAGAAGACAUACUCCCACCCCCCACCCCCACCCCGGCACAGGCAGGAUCCUUAAAAGGCUGUUUUGAUGUUCUCUAUCCAGGAGGGUCUCCCCAGAGGUGGGCUGACCAUGAAGGAAGAGCCUUUGACCGGAGGACUGUCAGCUGUGAGGUCUUGGAUGCACGGCACUGGCAUUCUAGAUGCCAACACUGCAGCUCAAAGUGGCAUUGGACUGGCUCGGGCCCAUUUUGAGAAGCAGCCUCCCUCCAACCUCCGGAAGUCCAACUUCUUCCACUUUGUGCUGGCCAUGUAUGACCGACACGGACAGCCCGUGGAGAUUGAGAGGACGUCCUUCAUUGACUUCGUGGAGAAGGACAGGGAACAAAAUGGUGAGAAAACCAACAAUGGAAUCCACUAUCGGUUACAGUUGUUGUACAGUAAUGGCCUUCGGACAGAGCAGGACCUCUACGUACGGCUCAUUGACUCCAUGUCCAAGCAGGCCAUCAUCUAUGAAGGGCAGGACAAGAACCCGGAGAUGUGCCGUGUGCUGCUGACACACGAAAUCAUGUGCAGCCGUUGCUGUGACAAGAAAAGCUGUGGGAACCGCAAUGAGACCCCCUCCGACCCCGUCAUCAUCGACAGAUUUUUCCUCAAGUUCUUCCUCAAAUGCAACCAGAACUGCCUAAAGAAUGCUGGGAAUCCCAGAGACAUGCGCCGCUUCCAGGUUGUGGUCUCGACGACAGUGAAUGUGGAUGGCCACGUCCUCGCCGUUUCUGAUAACAUGUUUGUCCACAACAACUCCAAGCACGGGCGCCGGGCAAGGAGGCUGGACCCCUCUGAAGCUGCCACCCCAUGCAUCAAAGCCAUCAGUCCCAGCGAAGGCUGGACAACGGGCGGUGCCACCGUCAUCGUCAUCGGGGACAACUUCUUCGACGGGCUGCAGGUGGUCUUUGGCACCAUGCUGGUCUGGAGCGAGCUCAUCACGCCACACGCAAUCCGUGUGCAGACUCCACCUAGGCACAUCCCUGGAGUGGUGGAAGUGACGCUGUCCUACAAAUCAAAGCAGUUCUGCAAAGGUGCACCAGGACGCUUUGUCUACACUGCCUUGAACGAGCCAACCAUUGACUACGGGUUCCAGCGCUUGCAGAAAGUGAUUCCACGGCACCCUGGUGAUCCGGAGCGCUUACCCAAGGAGGUGCUACUGAAGAGAGCGGCUGACCUGGUAGAAGCCUUGUACGGAAUGCCACACAACAACCAGGACAUUAUUCUGAAAAGAGCAGCCGACAUUGCCGAAGCCUUGUACAGCGUCCCGCGCAACCCCAACCAGCUGACCUCGCUGACUGGGAGCCACGCCCAUUCGAGCAUGAUGAGCGUCAACUCCUUUGGGAGCCAGCUGGCUGUCAACAUCAGCGAAUCAGCCCAGGGCUCAGAGCAAGGCUACACGCGUAACACCAGCAGCGUCUCGCCGCGAGGUUACGUCCCCAGCUCCACCCCGCAGCAGAGCAACUACAACACCAUCACGUCCAGCAUGAACGGUUAUGCGGGGGCUGCCAUGACCAGCCUAGGGGUCCCCGGAUCUCCCAGCUUCCUCAAUGGCUCCACGGCCAACUCCCCGUACGCCAUCAUGCCCUCCAGUCCACCCCUGGGAGCCUCGUCCAUUGCCAGCUCCUCCACCCCGGGAGGUGUCUUCUCUUUCUCCCCCGUCAACAUGAUCUCCGCCGUCAAGCAGAAAAGCGCCUUCGCCCCCGUGGUACGGCCGCAAGCGUCCCCGCCCCCCACCUGCACCAGCGCCAACGGGAACAGCCUCCAGGACCAAACCUUUGAGGAUUCGGCAGACAAGUUUCACCCUCCGUCUCGGUCGCUGCAGGGACUGGCUUAUUCCUAAUCACACUUUGUCAGGUCUCAUCGUACCGCCCAUGUGAGCAGGGAAUGCAGGAAGGACUUUUCUGGAAGGAUGGACCAACAGACUGGCACUUACCCAGACCCUUGGACUUGAAAGGCAGGGGCACUGCUUAUGAGACAUGAGUACGCUUUCCUCCCAGCUCAUUCCAACAUGGCCGUGUAAUUAAAGAGAGGCUCCCCCUUCUGGUGGGAGGCUGCAGUGCAGCAAGACAAGAAUUGGGAGGAGAUGUUAAACUCAUCAGCUACCAGGAGAUUCCCAGCCAUAAACUGGGGCGUUUGAGGGGAAUUCAGCACUGCCAUCCUUUCUUUGGGGAGUUCUCCAUCCCGCCACAGCCUCCUGCACCAUUUUUCACAACUUUGGUUAAAGAACCAGAAACAAACUGAUUCCAUCCCUUCUAGUAGAUUUGCUCCCUUGCCAAGAAAGGAUCUUCCCUUAAAAAGGUGUUCUUCAGCCUUAAGCGGAGAGGUCUCUCUUUGGAAACUGGGCCCUGAGUAUCAACCCUGCAAGCCAGGACUCCUGGGUUCUUUUAAAAAUUAUUAUGUUUAUUAAUCCCUUGGGGGUGAGUCGCAGGAAAUGAUUUAGCAAGGAGGUGGUGGUCUUCUCACCACUUCAGGAGACUUCCGUUCCUGGAGGUGCCUCCCCAAAGCAAGCUGGUUUAUAUUAGAUCUCCACCUCGGCCCUUGCCAAAUUGAAGGUUGCUUUCUGACAAGGGGAAACAGUAUCAGUGUUCCAAACAGCGACCCUGUGUUUCUUUUUUAAAUCACCCCACCCCCAUCCCACAGGCUGACUCACAAGCACACACAGUAUAGAUCCUCCAGCAUGAACAAUUCUGGCACUGGAGAUGCUGUCAGCAAAGUUCACAGAGAAGCCUUGUGGAUGCCGCUGUGCAUUCCUCCAUCACGGGCACGUCAUCCAAAAGGUGCGUCGCCAAACAUCACCGUAAGGUAGAGUGCUCUUCACACAUGUGUACCCACAGGUCUGGAGCCAACCGUCGCCCAUCUAGGUAAGCGUGGACUCCAGUGUGGUCAGGACACGUGUGAAGAAUCCUGGUGACACCCCUCUCGUCCAUUCUAAACUUGGCUGCAGGUUCUUCUUCCCAGGCGUUCCAGAUGUUGAAAUGCCCACCCACAAAUCCCCCUGAGAGUGUUUUUCUUCACUCUCUUCCGCCUCUCCCCAUCAGAAGGAACGCCGCUGUGUCCUGCUCCCUGAACCAAAAAGGGCUUAAUGAGCAAAAUCCUUAUUCAUCACAGUUCUCUUAGGGCAGUUGAAUGGCAGGAGCUAUUCACAUGGCCUGCUUUCUGCUCAACUGCAAACGUUUCCAGUGCUGGAGGUUGGGCUGGGGACUCACUGCCGCUCUGCUGUUUGCAAGCAAUAAGUAAAGACAUUGAUCAGAUGGACCACACAAAAGGACCCCACUCAGCCCCAUCUCCCUGGGAACCAGUAGUCCAUGAGUUGGAAAUGGACUGCCUUCAAGUCGAUCCCGACUUAUGGCGACCCUAUGAAUAGGGUUUUCCUGGUAAGCGGUAUUCAGAGGUGGUUUCCCAUUGCCUCUCUGAGGCUGGAGGCAGUGACUGGCCCGAGGUCACCCAGUGAGCUUCAUGGCUGGGUGUGGAUUCAAACCCUGGUCUUCCAGGUCGUAGUCCAACACUCUAACCACUACACUACACUGGCUCCCAGUAGUUCAUGGGAAGCUACUUUAUGCCAAGCAAGGCCAUUAGGCUCAGUAGUGUCUGCGCCAGUGGUUCCCAAAUCUUUUUCCCACUGACCACUUUAAACUUGCCGGGGGUCGUGGCAGACCACGGAAUGAUUUUUCUGCCAUUUUUGUAGCCAUUGUGGUGCACGUGUGCUAGAUGCUGCUUGAUUUUAAACUGUAUUUCAAUUGCUUCUUACGUUGUAUUUUAUCGUAUUACAAGUUGCAUUCCAUAGAAUUCAGACUGUAGUACAAUGAAAUACAACGUGAAGAAAUAAAAAGAAGCAACAUACAGGGAACAACCUAUAUGAAUAUUUAACGUGGACAUGCCGCGGAGGCCUCUGGUGGUCCAUGGACCACAGUUUGGGAAGCCCUGGUCUGAUUGGCCGCUCCUCUCCAGGGUUCACACGGGAUAACUUCCAGCUGUACCUGGAGAUGCCAGGGGUUGAACUCGGAACCUUCUGCAUGCAAAGCGGAUGCUCGCCGGUGAUCCACAGCCGACCACUGAGCCAAGGUAGCACUUAACAUACAUUCAAUCUGUAGCCGUCAGCCCCACCACACAGGAGCGGUUUUUCAAUGAUAACCACAUGGCAAGACACUUGAAGCCAGCCUGAGAGGAGCAAAAAAGUGAUGAAGGAGUAGACAGUACAGUAGGGCCCCACUCAUAUGGCAGGUUAGGUGCCAGACCCCCGCCGAAAAGUGGGACACCGACAAUAAAAUGGCACCCUACACCCAAAAAACGCAGAAGAAGCGGAACAAGCGCCGUAUGAGUGGGGCCCUAAUGUAAUUGAAAGCCGCCGUAUUAGUGGAACGCCAAACGGCGGGGUCCUACUGUCAGAGCUUGGAAAAGUUACUUUUUUGAACUACAACUCCCAUCAGCCCCAGCCAGCAUGACCACUGG